Molecule: messenger RNA, 1210 nt
Organism: Arvicanthis niloticus (Nile rat)
Lineage: Eukaryota; Metazoa; Chordata; Mammalia; Rodentia; Muridae
Gene: Cdx4
Product: caudal type homeobox 4
Biological process (GO): animal organ morphogenesis; regulation of transcription by RNA polymerase II; embryo development
Cellular component (GO): nucleus
Molecular function (GO): RNA polymerase II transcription regulatory region sequence-specific DNA binding; DNA-binding transcription factor activity, RNA polymerase II-specific
Source: RefSeq, a predicted model, not a curated record
AAGGAUGGAGUAGUCCGAGCCGCGCAGAGGAGCUAGCAUCUCAGCUAGUGCUGACCCAUUGAUAGUCUCUUGGCGUCUCAAACUCCGGUUGGCGCUAAGUUUACAGGGACCUCAGGAUGGCUUAGGGGGCAACUUCUUCUAUCCAAGUCACCAUGUAUGGAAGCUGCCUUUUAGAAAAAGAAGCAGGCAUGUACCCAGGGACUCUCAGGAGCCCUGGAGGGAGCAGCACAGCCGGAGUGGGCACCUCUGGAGGCAGUGGUAGUCCUCUGCCUGCCUCCAACUUUACUGCAGCCCCAGUUUACCCACACUACAUGGGGUAUCCUCAUAUGUCCAACAUGGAUCCUCACGGGCCUUCGCUGGGAGCCUGGAGCUCACCCUACAGUCCGCCCCGGGAAGACUGGAGUACAUACCCUGGGCCGUCCAGUACAAUGGGCACAGUGCCCAUGAACGACAUAACCUCGAGCUCCCCAGCUUUCGGCUCCCCAGACUACAGCACUCUGGGCCCCACCGGGGGUGCAAGCAACGGCGGUAGCCUGCCAGACGCGGCCAGCGAGUCACUGGUUUCCAUCGACUCAGGCACCGCCGGCGCCACUUCUCCCAGCAGGAGCCGCCACAGCCCCUAUGCGUGGAUGCGCAAGACUGUGCAGGUGACCGGGAAAACCAGGACAAAAGAAAAGUAUCGUGUGGUCUACACAGAUCAUCAAAGGCUGGAGCUGGAAAAGGAAUUUCACUGCAAUAGAUACAUCACCAUCAGGAGGAAGUCAGAGCUGGCAGUUAACCUGGGCCUUUCUGAGAGACAGGUGAAAAUCUGGUUUCAGAAUCGCAGAGCCAAGGAGAGGAAGAUGAUCAAAAAGAAAAUCUCCCAGUUUGAGAACAGUGGAGGUUCCGUGCAAAGUGACUCUGGUUCCAUCAGCCCCGGAGAACUGCCUAAUGCUUUCUUCACUACUCCAUCUGCUGUCCGUGCAUUUCAGCCAAUUGAGAUACAGCAGGUCAUAGUUUCCGAAUGAAAACAGGAGCAGAGAAACCGAAGCAUCCUUCCUAUAACAUCGUCUCUUUGGCCUCUAAGAUAACAGCAGGGCAGAUGAGUUUGGAUAUAAUUCCUUAUAAGGCACACUUCCAAAUAAGUAGACACAGGAUGAGUUGGAGAUAUUUCAGAAGACUCUAUUACUCAGAAACCAUCCCCUGACAACUCUUAUUCCACGCUGUCAUA